This is a messenger RNA of Akanthomyces muscarius, 987 nucleotides long. RefSeq lists its product as uncharacterized. Lineage: Eukaryota; Fungi; Ascomycota; Sordariomycetes; Hypocreales; Cordycipitaceae. Gene Ontology annotation, molecular function: succinate-CoA ligase (GDP-forming) activity; succinate-CoA ligase (ADP-forming) activity. Gene Ontology annotation, cellular component: succinate-CoA ligase complex (ADP-forming); mitochondrion. The record is from RefSeq and is a predicted model, not a curated record. Bases 1 to 987 code for a protein of 328 amino acids. The transcript is spliced from 5 exons. Gene Ontology annotation, biological process: tricarboxylic acid cycle.
AUGUUUGGCGGCGCGGCGAGACACGGCCGAGUGCGGGGAGCUCUGCGACAGCUGCCGAGCUCGAGACGGCGGUCGAGCCAGUACGAAAAGACGGUCGGAAACCUGCGCAUCAACCAGGAUAGCAGAGUAAUUUUCCAGGGAUUCACUGGAAGAGCGGCGACGGCAAAUGCCAAAGACACGAUAGCAUACGGCACGCGAAUCGUCGGCGGCGUGUCCCCCGGCAAAGGCGGGCAAAAACAUCUCGACCUGCCCGUCUUCAACACGGUUCGCGAGGCGGUGCAGGAAGUGAAGCCGCAGGUCAGCGCCGUCUUUGUGCCCGCGUCGGGCGCCGCGGCCGCCAUUAUCGAGUCGAUCGAGGCCGAGGUGCCGCUCGUCGUCAGCGUCGCCGAGCACAUUCCCGUGCACGACAUGCUGCGCGUGCACGAGGUGCUGCAGACGCAGAGCCGCACGCGCCUGGUCGGGCCCAACUGCCCGGGCAUCAUCGCGCCCGAGCAGUGCCGCGUCGGCAUCAUGCCGUACAAGCAGUACCGCAAGGGCUGCGUGGGCAUCGUCUCCAAGUCGGGCACGCUGAGCUACGAGGCCGUCGGCGCGACCAGCACGGCGGGUCUGGGCCAGAGCGUCGUCAUGGGCAUGGGUGGUGACUUGCUACCAGGCACCACGCUCGUCGACGGGCUGAAGCUGUUUUUCGAAGACGACGAGACAAAAGGCAUCAUUGUCAUUGGCGAGAUUGGCGGCGAGGCGGAGCUGCGCGCCGCAGAAGUCAUCCAGGAGUAUCGCGCGCGCACGGCGAACCCCAAGCCCAUCAUCGCCAUGGUGGCAGGACAAACGGCACCCGAGGGUAGAGUCAUGGGCCAUGCUGGUGCUGUCCUCAUGCCGCGCGACGUAUCGGCCGCCGAAAAGGCUGAUGCGCUGAGCAAGGCUGGCGCCAUUGUGGUGCCGCAUCCAGGCGUCAUGGGCGAUACCAUGAAGGAGCUUCUUGGCAUGUAG